Cuculus canorus (common cuckoo) is the source of this 1032-nucleotide messenger RNA. RefSeq names its product glutamate dehydrogenase 1, mitochondrial-like. Gene Ontology annotation, molecular function: L-glutamate dehydrogenase (NAD+) activity. The record is from RefSeq and is a predicted model, not a curated record. NCBI's taxonomy places the organism in Eukaryota, Metazoa, Chordata, Aves, Cuculiformes, Cuculidae. Gene Ontology annotation, biological process: L-glutamate catabolic process. Gene Ontology annotation, cellular component: mitochondrion.
AUGGCCCACCUCCCACGCCAGCACGGGCAGCGCCACGUGAACGCACCGGGCUCCCGCACAGCCGCCAGCGUGCCGAUGGCGCCCAUAUGUGCCGUGCAGGGCCAGCCAGGGAUUGAUGUGCUGACCCCUGAUGUCAGUACCCGGGAGCAUGAGAUGUUCUGGAUAGCUGACACCUACACCCACCCACAUGCCCCCAUCUCUUCUGGGUGCUCUAUGGGUCUGGCCACGCUGGCGCUGCCCAGCCUGGAGGCUCAGGCUUUGGCAAAGGGGGGGCCGCACACCAUGAAGUACCUGUACGAGUAUGAAGCAAACUGCUUCUGUGUUGGGGAGACAGACAAACCCAUUUACAAUCCCAGAGGGAACAAUCCCAAGAAAUUAGAAGACUAUAGGCAGGUGAUGCUGUCCUGCUCAUUCCAUGGCACUAGAAUUGGCUUCCCAAAUGAUGGCAACAUCCUGGAGGUGCCUUGCAACAUCCUCAUCCCUGCCGCUAUUAAGAAGCAGCUCAUGAGGGAGGAUGCACCCCAGAUGCAAGCAAAGGUGAUUGCGGAAGCUGCCAGUGCCCCCACUACACCAGCAGCGCACAAGAUAUUCCUGCAAAGAAACAUCCUGGUCGUGCUGGAUAUGUAUGUGAAUGCAGGUGGUAUAACUGUUUCCGUCUUCAAGUGGCUGAAGAACUUGAACCAGGUUUGCUAUGACUACCUGAGCUUCAAGUACAAGUGGGAAUCCAGCUGCCACCUCUUGCUGCAGGACAACCUGGAGCAGUGGCUUGGCAAGGCCGGAGGGGAGGUCCUCAGAGCUCCUGGCCUGAUUCACCCUUCUCCCUCUCAGAGGGCCUCAGAGAAGGACAUCAUGUAUUUGGGACUGGCCUACACCGUGGAGCAGUCAGCCAAGCAAAUCAUGACCACGGUGGCAAGGAACAACGCGGGCCUGGACCAGGGAACCACUGCUUACCUGUGUGCUCUGAAGAAGGUGUUCACUGUGUACCAUGAGGUUCACCUACUGACACAGGAUCUGGCAGGGCUGCCCAAGUGA